This is a messenger RNA of Parnassius mnemosyne (clouded apollo), 3108 nucleotides long. NCBI's taxonomy places the organism in Eukaryota, Metazoa, Arthropoda, Insecta, Lepidoptera, Papilionidae. The record is from the annotation of a GenBank genome assembly.
AUGGAAGCAGAUUUAGAAGAUGAUAUCGAUGGAUCUAUACAUAGUAUUCACGUCCGUAAUUUUUUUUGUCACGAUAAUUUAGAAAUCAAUUUAAAUCGAAAUGUAAACUUUAUAGUUGGUCGGAAUGGCAGCGGUAAAAGCGCUAUUUUAACGGCUUUAGUAGUUGGAUUGGGGGGCAGAGCUUCCGCCACUAAUCGUGGAAAUAAUUUACAUUCAUUUAUUAAGAAAGGCGCCAACUCUGCCACAGUGGAAAUCAAAAUAAAAAACAAUAGUUCAAAAGCGUAUAAACAUAGUGUUUACGGAGAUUACAUAACUAUAGUUAGAAACAUCCCUGCAUCUGGAAGCUCAAGCUACAAAGUCAAAUCGGCAACAGGUGAAGUGAUAUCAACAAAGUUUGAUGAAGUGAAUGCAAUUAUCCUGGCCCAUGACAUACAAGUAGAUAAUCCAAUUUCAGUGCUAAAUCAGGAUGAUGCACGUAGCUUUCACGCCUCGGAUGCAAAAAAGAAAUACUCACUCUUCCGUAAGGCUACAAACCUCGAUCAGACGGAAGCUAAUUAUGUUAGAGCACUCGAGAACUGCCACAAAGCUAUUUCUAUCUGGAAUAGAAAAAAUGACGCUUGUGCAGAAUUAGAAAAAGAAUACAAGAAAUGGAAGAAAAGCCACGAACAGCUUCAAUCACGCGACGAGAUCGAAGCGCUAAAGCAGUCGUUGCAAAAUGAGUAUUACUGGAGUGAAAUAGCAGAGUUGGAGCGGGAGGUCGCCACUGUACAAUCACAGUAUGAAAAACAGAAUGUCAAGUGUGAAAAGUUGAUGGCGACCCUUAAAACUAUGGAGGAACGGUUUGGAGGCGACAACAGUACGCUCGAAGCAUUGAAAAGUCAGCUAGAAGAGAAGACUCUUCAAAAGUCGGCCCUAGAGCACGAUUUGACAAAGGCGGAGGGCGAGGUGCGUAAGUUGCAAGUAACAUGGCGAAGUGAGCAAAACGCUAGAAACAAACUGCAAGAGCUGCUGGCACGCGAGAAGAGGAAAGUUGCAGACUUGGAGCGCGAGAUAGAGAACAUUCAGUCCGGGUCGUCAUCGGCGCGGCGACAGCAGCUAGAGGCGGCGGCGGUGGCCGCGCGGCGUGAGGCGGACGCGGCGCGCGCGCGCUACGACACGGCGCAACACGACGCGGCGCAGGCGCGAGCGCACGCGGCGCACGCGCAGCAGCCCGCCGACGCGGCGCAGGCGCGCGCGCAGCGCCAGCGUGACACGCUCAAACAACUGAAGCAGCAACUUCGCGAGUUGGAAUCCAGAGGCAGCGAUUCCCUGGCCGUGUACGGCAGCAACAUGGUGGAGCUGUGCCAGCGAGUGCGCCAGGCGGCCGCCAAGGGACAGUUUAGCGCACCGCCAAGGGGACCUGUCGGGCAUUAUCUGAAGUUAAAGGAGAAAAAAUGGGGCGGUGCCAUUGAACAUAUUAUUGGCGGGUCGAUACAGUCGUUUUGCGUCAACACACCUGAAGAUUCGAGGAAAUUAUUUGAGAUAAUGGGACAGGUGUACGGCAGGAGUCCGAAACCCGGUGUGACGUGCAGCGAGUUCCUGAGCCGGCAGCACGACGUGCGCCGCAACAAGGUGCGCGCGCCCGGAUACAUGUGUGCGCUCGACGCACUCGACGUCGCCGACCCCGUCAUCGCAAACUUCCUCAUCGACAAUAUCGGGCUCGAGACCAUCCUGCUCGUCGCCGAACACGAGGACGCGGUGCGGCUGGCGGACACGGAGGAGAACGUACCGGAGCGUUGCGCGAAGAUCGUGACGCUGGACGGCACGGAGUACCACCCUGCGCCCAACUACCGCAGCUACGGAGGUGCCGCACGACCCGCCCGUCUACUGCACUUGAGCACCGCCGAGCGCAAAAGACAAAUCAGUGCUGAGAUCCAAGAGGCGGAGGCAGUCCUCAAAGCGUACGAGGCGAAGGCUGAAGAGCUAAACCAGGAGGCGAGAAGGGCUCGCGAACAAGAGCGGGACGCUUGUAGGACUCUGCAGGCGCUGCUCGCCGCGCAGCACGAGCGGGACGAGGCAGCGCGCCGGGCCGAGGCCGCGCUCGAUCAGCAGCAGGCGCCGCAACACGCCGUGCUGGUUGAAGAGUUAAAUGUGUCGAAGGAAAAACUACAGACGUUAAACAAAAAGGCAGAAGCGUGCGCCGAGAAGGAGCAGCAGUUUAAGCAGCACAUCGAAGAGCAAGAAGUGAAGAUAAGGAAGGUCCAACCUGAACUGGCGCAGGUCGCUUCUACUUGCCGCAGUCUUGUUGAAGAAAUUGAACAAGAACAACUGAAAUUAGACCGGGCCGUUUCGGACAGACGCAACUACCAGCAGCGUCUAAAAGAAGAGAAAUCGAAACUAUCCCAAGUGGAUGCUAUUCUGAAAGAUAAACAAGUCUUCGUUGCGAAGAAAAUCGAAGAGGCGCUUACUCUGUGCCCUAGGGUUGAAAAUCCAAGGGAUAAGGCGUUAGUAACAAGCGAGCUUAAGAAGAUUCAGUUAAAGCUGAGCUCUAUCCGUAGCGACGGACUCAGUCGAGCUGAAGUGGCUGAGCGACUGCUUGUUGUAGAGCGCAAAUACCGACGUACAAAGCUCGCACUAGACCGUCUACGACUGCUGAUUGACGACAUUAAAGCCACCACAGAUAAACACCUGAAGUUUUGCCAUAAAGUGCAAACAUACAUAGCUCGCAGAGUGCAAUAUUGUUUCCAGUCAAUAUUAACAUUGAGGGGCUAUUCAGGGCGCAUGGAGAUCGACCAGGCGGGCGGCACGCUGCAGAUCGCGUGCUCGGGGCGCGAGGGCGAGGCGCGGCGCGCCGCCUCCACGUCGUCGCUGUCGGGCGGCGAGCGCUCCUACUCCACCGUCGCCUUCAUCAUGGCGCUCUGGGACUGCGUCGAGCUGCCCUUCUACUUCAUGGACGAGUUCGACGUCUUCAUGGACAACGUGAACCGCAAGAUCGUGGUGGAGCUGCUGGUGGACCACGCGCUGCGCAACGCGUCGCGCCAGUUCGUGUUCCUGACGCCGCAGGACGCCUCCGCCGUGGCCGCCUCGCCGCACGUCUCCAUACACUUGAUGGCAGAUCCUCGCCCGUGA